This is a messenger RNA of Prionailurus viverrinus (fishing cat), 1642 nucleotides long. It is a transcript of the gene HDHD2, whose product is annotated as haloacid dehalogenase like hydrolase domain containing 2. The transcript is spliced from 7 exons. Gene Ontology annotation, molecular function: phosphatase activity. The record is from RefSeq and is a predicted model, not a curated record. Gene Ontology annotation, biological process: dephosphorylation. NCBI's taxonomy places the organism in Eukaryota, Metazoa, Chordata, Mammalia, Carnivora, Felidae. Bases 143 to 922 code for a protein of 259 amino acids.
ACAGCUACAAGUGCCAGAUGCUAUUCUGGUUGCAAAGCAGGAAAUGACUCCGGAGACUGAGUAUUUCAAGGAAAAUAUCAAGGAGAUGACUUCCGAUAUCCAUCCAGAAGAGGCAAGAAGUAGUGGAGCGAGGGAAUGAAAGAUGGCAGCACGCCGUGCAUUAAAAGCUGUUUUGGUGGAUCUCAAUGGCACACUUCACAUUGAAGAUGCAGCUGUGCCAGGCGCACAGGAAGCUCUUAAAAGGUUACGUGGUACUUCUGUAAUGGUUAGGUUUGUGACCAAUACAACCAAAGAGAGCAAGCAAGACCUAUUGGAAAGGUUGAAAAAACUGGAGUUUGAUAUCUCUGAAGAUGAAAUAUUCACUUCUCUGACUGCAGCCAGAAAUUUAGUAGAGCAGAAACAGGUUCGACCCAUGCUGCUAAUAGAUGACCGGGCACUACCUGAUUUCAAAGGAAUACAAACAAGCGAUCCUAACGCUGUGGUCAUAGGACUGGCACCAGAACAUUUCCAUUAUCAAAUUCUGAAUCAAGCAUUCCGGUUACUCCUGGACGGGGCACCUCUGAUCGCAAUCCACAAGGCCAGGUAUUACAAGAGGAAAGAUGGCCUGGCCCUGGGGCCUGGACCGUUCGUGACGGCUUUAGAGUAUGCCACAGACACCAAAGCCACAGUAGUGGGAAAACCAGAGAAAACGUUCUUUUUGGAAGCAUUGCGGGGCACUGGCUGUGAACCUGAGGAGGCCGUGAUGAUAGGAGAUGAUUGCAGGGAUGACGUUGGUGGGGCUCAGAAUGUCGGCAUGCUGGGUAUCUUAGUACAAACUGGGAAAUAUCGAGCAGCAGAUGAAGAAAAAAUUAAUCCACCUCCUUACUUAACUUGUGAGAGCUUCCCUCAUGCUGUGGACCACAUCCUGCAGCAUCUACUGUGAUCCUUUAUGUGAAUCAGAAGCAACUCUGGAAUGAAUCCCUCCCCAACUCCACGCCCGCAUAGAUAGACAUGGACCAACCCUCCUCUAUUGUGCAUUAAUUAGAAAGAAAGGUAUUGAAUUGCAGCCAGCCACUGAGCCUUGCUUAUCCCUUUUGUUUUAUUUUGUAAAAGAAGAUGAGACCCAGAGAAAGGGAAAGCUGAGAUUUUAUGUCAUUCCUUUUAAAAUAUUCAUCAGGCUAGGCAGGGCUGGGAGGGGGACUCUCCUGCAGGGAGUUGUGUUCUCUGCUGUCUCCUCACUGGCACAUUGGGAGGGGGGAGUGUUCAGAUUGUGAAUAAAAGUGAAUGGCAUUUUUUAAAUUAUAAAAUAAUGUGUCAAAAAGUGUGUCGGGCUAUAGUUUUAACAUUGGGCUCAGCUGUGAAAUCCAUCAGAAGUGCCAAGUGGAGUACAAGUCAGAAGAAGCUAAAUAAAUUGUCCUUUAGCCCAAGUGAUCAAGUGAAUUUGCUUUAACGGAUGUUGAAAACUAGAUUAUCUCCUGUAUUAUUCCCAGCACGGGUGACUUCUUUUUCUCUUCAUUAGCCAGAGAUGACUAAUUUAAAUUUAGAACCUGAUUUUAAUUUAAAAUAAUAUUUCCAUUAAUAACCUAUUCAUUGCAGAUACCUAUUAUACUGUGUAACAGUUGUUUUGGAAAUUUUAUGUAAAAUUAAAACUAUCAGUAUUUUA